Messenger RNA from Onychostoma macrolepis, 1370 nucleotides. It is a transcript of the gene thy1, whose product is annotated as Thy-1 cell surface antigen. The transcript has 4 exons. Bases 445 to 1074 code for a protein of 209 amino acids. The record is from RefSeq and is a predicted model, not a curated record. NCBI's taxonomy places the organism in Eukaryota, Metazoa, Chordata, Actinopteri, Cypriniformes, Cyprinidae.
UUUGUCGGUCACGCCGUUUAGACUUUUUUAGGGCAAGUCGUUUUGAAGUUAUUGGCGUUUAUCGCUGAAUGUGUCACGAAUAUCGAAAACAAAACCAACUUAACCCCGCUCUGGAAACUAGGCACCUUUUCAAAAAGGCCAGUUCUCUUACAAGAUGGAGCCCAAAAGUUUCUUCCCGAACUCUGAAGACUCCUUUAGUAAUCCAGUUUCAAAGGAAAAGCUUAAUAUAUCUAUAUUUCUGAAUUUGGUUGCACGAUAAAAUAUCUGAGGCACCUUUAAAGGGUGUGGCAUCCUCAAAUGGUGGCGCAAGUAUCUAUGCAUUUUUUUCACAAUGUUGACUUUGUCUAGUUUAUUUACACGAGCGUUAUCUUGUUGUUUUCUUGAACAACAACUUGUACACACACGUUUUAGCUGGUGGUAAUGGGCAGGUCGUAGUUUUUUCUAAUGACACAGCGUGAUGUAGACAAUGGGCGUGAAUCCUCUUACUUAAUCUCUCCAUCCUACUGUCUUCCUCGAGUAAUCACUGAGGGAGUUGCCUCAAUAACGGACAGACAGUUCCAGCAUCCGAAAGCAGAGAAGACAAGGUAUAAGCAAGAUACUGUGGUCAGGAUGAUGUACUAUACUGCCUUUGCUAUCUUUUUCCUGUUGGGUGUUGCUUCUGCCCAGACUUCCCUUAAGAUUUCAUCCUGUUUGACUAAGGACCAAAACUUGGACAUGUAUUGCAAGUUCACUCCAGCUUCAGACCCCAAGCUCCAGACAACUUGCUACUACAUGACGGAGAAUAAGCUGGUUAUCUCUACCAACACCAGCAGCAUCCCAGACAACACCUUCAAAAACCGUGCAACUGUCUCUUUAGUGGAAAAUGUGUGUAAGCUGAAUUUGAAAGGUUUCUCAGAUGACAAACCCAAAAACUACACCUGUUUCGUCAAACAAACUGCCACACCAGUGUCGAUGUCUGCAGUCGUGGAGAAGAGUAAGCUUCAGACUUGUUCUGCCUGGUGUGUCAUGCAACACAGUGGAGCAGUGCUCCUGCUAGCUUUCCUCACUUUCCCAUUGUUGUCAGAGCUUCUCUGAGUCUAGAAUGUAUCUCUUGGUACAACACCAAUCCCUAAAACCAAAAUUAUAAAUCCUCUAGCUUGUAGGCUACUACAUCAAAAUAUUAAAGUAAUCUGUGUGUUUCCUCCCUCAGAAAUUUUGAGAUGAUGCUGAUGUCAAAAACACUGUCAUGUGAUGCAUGUCCUUUUAAAUACCAUGAAAAAUGAUGUACCUUGGAUGUGGAAUUAUGUUUUAUAAAGUUUAAGUGAACCCACUGUUUGACAUUGUUUCAAGUAUGAAUUCUAAAGGAAAAUAAAGGUUGUAUUCGGAUGGGA